CGGUUCAUUGUUUCACCCGUAAUCUGUGAUACACGUGUCUCCUUCCUUUCUCUCGUUCCCUUGGUUUUUAUCUCUUCUCAGUUCUGCAAGCAACACUGUCCACUCUCCUCCAAGAACCAUGAGUCUAGCCAAGAAGAUCAGGACCGGCAUUCAAGGAUAUGGAAAACUCAGCUUUCUUUCAAGGCUUGCUCGCCAAACUCACGAUGCUAAGACUCUUCCUGCAGUGCCCUACCAAAUCAUGAAGCAGGAUCGAGAUAGACUAGGAUCUGCUGGCAAUAAUUCUUUGAGAUGGCUUGCACUCUUUGGGACAGGUGUCUCAGGGCUUUUGGGUUGUGCCACAAUAGCUUAUUCUGAUGAGGCUGAACAUGGUUUGGGGGUUCCUAACUAUCCUUGGCCUCAUGAAGGCAUACUCAGCUCAUAUGACCAUGCUUCGAUCCGUCGGGGCCACCAGGUCUACCAACAAGUUUGUGCAUCUUGCCAUUCAAUGUCUCUAAUCUCAUAUAGAGAUCUUGUUGGUGUGGCAUACACUGAAGAAGAAACAAAGGCUAUGGCAGCUGAAAUUGAAGUAGUUGAUGGGCCUAAUGACGAGGGUGAGAUGUUCACCCGGCCUGGUAAGCUAAGUGAUCGUUUUCCGCAGCCAUAUGCAAAUGAACAGGCAGCUAGGUUUGCCAAUGGAGGUGCAUAUCCUCCAGACUUAAGCCUUAUCACCAAGGCCCGUCAUAAUGGCCAGAACUAUGUAUUUGCUCUUCUAACGGGUUACCAUGAUCCUCCUGCUGGUGUAUCGAUUCGAGAGGGGUUGCAUUAUAAUCCUUACUUUCCUGGUGGUGCAAUAGCUAUGCCAAAAAUGCUGAAUGAUGGUGCUGUUGAAUAUGAAGAUGGUACCCCAGCUACAGAGGCCCAAAUGGGGAAGGAUGUGGUGACAUUUUUAGCCUGGGCUUCUGAGCCAGAAAUGGAAGAGAGAAAACUGAUGGGUUUUAAGUGGAUCUUUGUGCUAUCUCUUGCACUGCUCCAAGCAGCUUACUACAGGCGGUUGAAAUGGUCAGUUUUAAAGUCCCGAAAAUUGGUGCUAGAUGUUGUCAAUUGAUCUCUUUUUUAUAUGUAAUUACUUAUUUCUAUUUGAGCAGGGAUAGAUCGGUAAUAAUUAAUUCAUUAGACCACCUAGGUUUUAUUUGUUCUGUGUUAUCAGAUGGCUUAGACUGCUAAAAUAGUGUGGAGACAGAUCUCCUUUGCAGUUAUAUUCUUUAAUAAGGUGAAAAAUAAGAGGCUUGUACUACAAACAGAAACGAUUAUCUUAGCCAUUGUUCUAUGAUGGAUAGUUAUCCAUAAA
Molecule: messenger RNA, 1327 nt
Organism: Theobroma umbraticum
Lineage: Eukaryota; Viridiplantae; Streptophyta; Magnoliopsida; Malvales; Malvaceae
Product: cytochrome c1-2, heme protein, mitochondrial
Biological process (GO): mitochondrial electron transport, ubiquinol to cytochrome c
Cellular component (GO): respiratory chain complex III
Molecular function (GO): heme binding; electron transfer activity
Source: RefSeq, a predicted model, not a curated record